AUGAACGACUACAAACACAUAGCUCGGAAGAUCUUCUUCAAGAUCUGCAAAGUUCUUCCCUUAGGUGUGAAUCGCCAUUUCCACAUGAUUUGUAUCCGAGAUAAAUUCAGUCAGAAUAUCGGACGGCAGAUCUCUUCUAAAGUGAUUUGGGACCAUCUGAGCACCAUGUAUGAUAUGCAGGCUCUCCACGAAUCCGAGAUUCUUCCGUUCCCUAAUAUAGAGAAGAAUUUUGCUCUUCCUGACGAAAUGAUUCAAGAAGUGAGAGAAGGAAAAGUAAUGAUUGAAGAAGAAGUGAAAGAGGAAAUAAAAGAAGAGAUGGAAACGCAUGCAGGUCCAGAAGAAGUUUUUGCACCCUCUGGAAGUUUAGGAAAAACGACUGAAAAGCUGAGCAGCAAAGAGAAAGAGAAAACUUCGUCAGAUUCUGGGUCCAAGGAAGGAUCUGAUAAGAGGAAGCGCAACAGAGUCACUGAGAAGGUCUUAAACGCAAACAGUAAUCCUUCCAGUCCAAGUGCUGUGAAACGACGCAGAACAUAA
Molecule: messenger RNA, 534 nt
Organism: Opisthocomus hoazin
Lineage: Eukaryota; Metazoa; Chordata; Aves; Opisthocomiformes; Opisthocomidae
Source: RefSeq, a predicted model, not a curated record